AAGUGGUGAACCGCAGGAGAGCGGCAGCGGCAGCGGUGGGGUCUUAGCAGCGGGCCGUGCGUUGGUUGCCUCCCUUGGUUCAGUCAGUAUAGUGGCAGCGGUGCACGCACACCGCACGCAGUUCUCGCGCGCGCUACGAGAAGUUCAACACAUUCAAACUCAACUUAUUGCAGGUAUAGUCGAUAUGUGAUCAGUGUGACCAGUGCUAAUAUAAAUUUGAUUGUGAACAAAGUAAUAUUAUAACUGUAAGUGGAAAAGUUUGAUCUCAAAAUGGUGACUUCGAGAAUACCAGCUUAUUCUCUGAAUUCGGAGUUCAACAGGGAGUUCAGAAGUUUCCGCAUAACUCGAGCCACACCGCGAUCGACUUUAUAUGCGCCUGCCAUUGUUCCCAUCCACGAGUAUCCAAGGGUUAGCGUGCACGAGAGAAGAGAAGCACUGAAGGCAGCACUUGCCAAAGCGUGGUCUUCCAAAAGCAGUGAAAAGAAGAAACAUGAUACAUGGACCAUUCCCAAUGAACAAAACAGGGCUGGAAUAACAGCAGCUGAUUUCACAGCAAAGUCACAAAAAAAUCUAGUGAAUGGUGACGUUUCACGUGUUGCUCUCGUUAAACAUGAACUUGAAAGCAAGGAAGUGGAACGAAUAGAUUCUAUUGAUAAUAGAGUGGACAUUAGUCAGCCUGCAAGCUUUAGUUAUAGUCGAGUCAAUGGAAAUGGUAUAGAUAUACAGGAAACAUUGAAAAAGGGCUGUGAUAAAGGGUUACACAAUAAGGAUAUAAGCUAUAACGACUACCUAAAUAAUGUUCCUAAAUGUAAAACUAGUUUCGAAAAUAACUUUCUCAAACAAAGCCAUGAAGAACGUUAUACAAAACGAAAUGGGUAUGAUGGCACAGGCAAGCGCAUCGACAGAGACAUCAAUCUAAAUAAUGUAGAAUAUAACAGCCUGAAUGGCGACACGUAUGAUUCUUUGAAGUAUUCGCGAACAGCGAACGGCAUAGAAUCAGUGCAAUAUAAAAGUUACGGUAAGGCGGACACCGUUAAAAGCAAAUUGCUUAACACAGAUAGCCCGAAAAGCGUGACGUCUUGCAACGGAGAAAAAUUAAAUGGAUAUGUAAGCUCAGACCGCCGUAACACAAAGGAGCAACAACGACCAUUAACAAGCGGUCCCAAAUCCGUCGUGGAACAGAGGCUUGCCGAGCGCCUCGAGGUGAAGGUAGCAGAACUGCCAGCGCUCUAUCUCGGCGUCGAUUCCUGGACACCAAAGUCUGCCGCUUUCCAGAAGAGUAUGCGCGAACACGAGUGGAGCAGAACUGCCAGCGCUUCCCAGAUGUGUGAGCGAGUGUAA
Galleria mellonella (greater wax moth) is the source of this 1341-nucleotide messenger RNA. RefSeq lists its product as uncharacterized. The record is from RefSeq and is a predicted model, not a curated record. Bases 271 to 1341 code for a protein of 356 amino acids. The transcript has 2 exons. NCBI's taxonomy places the organism in Eukaryota, Metazoa, Arthropoda, Insecta, Lepidoptera, Pyralidae.